CUUAAAGUGCAAUUGACUAAUUGCUGGAGACUGAACAUAGACUAGAUUGAACGAUUCAAAAAAAAACUCCUGGGGCCUCAGGCUUAAGGGGUCUCCCCCAUUUUCAUGAGUUUUACCUCCAGGAGUCCCACAGGUCUUACUAUGAAGAUUGGAGAAAAAUCCCCUCAUCAUUCCAGCAGGGAAAGGGAAAAAGUAGCUAUUUUGAAAUAUACCCAGAGCAUUCAGUUCUCCUUAACAAAGGCCUGUCCUCAAGAGAAACUACUUAAAAGAGCCUAAUCAAUAUGGGAGAAGGAAAAUAACCAACUCCAGCCUCUAGCCUUCUUGUUUCACCUGAAGGGGGAAAAAAGACAAGAAGCAUUUGUGAAGGUCACAGUCCAGGGACACAACCUCACUAAAGGACUGAGACCUAAUAGGAUUAUAGAACACUUCCCCUCCCCCAACUUGACCAGCACAUCAGUAGGGCUCCUAUGUAAUAACAGGGGAUUACAACUGAAAGAACUACAAACUCAGACCCUACUUAAAGAGUCUCUAGGGAAACCUAAAGUCAACAGAGGAGACAAAUACAAGGACAUUGGAGGAAAUUUUAGCCUCUGACUCCUAUUGCUAUACCAAACAGGAAACACAGGCUAACUCCCAGCCAGAUAAACAUAAAACAUUUUACCCAAUAUAUUGUGUCUGACUUUCUACAAAAAAAUUACAAGGCAUGCUAAGAGGCAAAAAAUACAGUCUAAAGAGACAAAGCAAGCAUCAGAACCAGACUCAUAUAUGGCAGAAAUUUAAUUAUCAAACUGGGAAUUUAAAAUAACUAUGAUUAACAUGCUAAGGACCCUAAUGGAAAGAGUGGACAAUAUGCAAGAAUAGAUGAGUAAUGUAAGCCGAGAGAUGAAAACUCUAAGAAUCAAAAGGAAGUGCUAGAAAUCAAAAACACUGUGACAGAAAUGAGGAAUGCCUCUGAUGGGCUUAUCAGUACACUGGACACAACCAAGGAAAGAAUCAGUGAGUUUGAAGAUAGAUCAGUAAAAAUUUCCCAAACUGAAAAGCAAAGAGAAAAAAUGAAAACAGCAGAACACAAUAUCCAGACACAAUAGAUGUAAAUAACCUCAUGAGCAUAGAUAAUAGUAAAAUGUAGCAAAAUAAUUAGGGAGACAGAUGACUUUAGUAUUUACUACUUUUAUUUUUAAUAUAGUUUAUUCACUUGUAAGUUUAGAUAAUUUUUAAUAAUGGCUUGUUUAACAACCAACUUGCAAAUUUCUGGAAAAUUUAACAAGCAGCUCUUGAAAGUCUGUAACUGGCUCACACUGCUGCUUGAAAUAAAGACUCGUUGGAAGUACCAUAUUCAGAUUUAAAUACGGUUUCUUAAGGUUCCAUUAUAUGCUGAAUAUGCUAUGCUGAGUAAAUUUGCCUACAUUUUCUCACAAUUCUCAUAACUCAUGAAGUAGAUACUAUUGCCCUUUGUUUAAAUAAAACUGAGGCUUAAUCUGUUCAAAGUCAGACACCUAGAAGAUGGCAAAACUAAGAUUUGAGCCCAGGUCACUGCUCUUUCUACUCACUGCCAUCUGAAGCUUACAGUAUAAAUAAGACUAGGGCAAGAGAAAGGAUAACUAGUACUUGAUUCAUCCAUUUUCCUGAAGUUAUUUAGCCCACUCCCGCUCCAGCUCCACUGUGAACCCAUAAGUCCUGUGCCUCCUUAGACAAAGGGGGUGUCAGUCACAGUAAUUCUUCAGGACAUUACCAUGGUUACCAAACAGUGCAGUGCUCCAACCUGGACUUUCUAGAAGAGGACAGGGAAGAGCUGAGAUGGCCUUCUUUAACUUGUAUCUAUUGGGAUAUCAAAAUUCCUUUCGGAACAAGAAGAAGGACACAACUGAAGAAACAAACCAGAGGGAACUGGUACCUGCUAGGCUUCCCCCUAUUAUCUCAGAAGAUGGGAAUUAUUCCGUGCACCAGAAUAGCCACACAAGGUACCAUGAAGCUGUACAGAAGGUGUUGUUGAAGACAUUCCCCAAUCAGGUCUUCAGAGUCCCCUUGACUGAUGCUCAGAACUUCAGCUUCUGGCGGUCCCACCAUCCAGGAGUGCGCCCAGAGGAAACCAUGCCAUGGAUCCGGGGCCCCCGCCACUGCCUCAUUAAAAGCCCAAUGGCCAGGUUUAUGGAUCACUGUAUUCUCAGCGACAGAACCUUCAGUCUGUAUUGAGCAGGAUGUGUUUGCAGAAGAACAAGAUAGACUGUGGAAGGAGGACAAAGAAGGGGAAAGAGGGAGAAGGUGCCCUGGUUCCAAUGGCUGAGGGGAUCAAGAAAUCAGAGUAAACAGAUUGGACUAGAAGUCAUUUGUGUGCACUGGAAGUCUGGGUGAGGGAAAUUAUUCCAAUGCCCAAAUUCCUGUGAGAUCAGGUGUGAGAGAGACUCUUGAACGAGCCAGAACUUGGCAUUUGGUUUGGGAGGGGCCAGGACACUGGAAAGACCACCACAGGUGGUCCUGACUUCAUGCAUGCAGGAGUCAGAGUAACAGAUCUGGGAAGACACACACUAGUCCUCAUGAUGGUGAAGGGCCUGGAGUAGUCAUGCUCCCUGAAGACACUGCAGCUUCACAUUGGCAGGGAGAAAACCAGAGGAAGCCCUCUGGCGACAGACAGGAGAGGUCCACAGAGCCUUCCGGCAGGAGGCUGCCUCCUACACC
Equus quagga is the source of this 2676-nucleotide messenger RNA. RefSeq names its product testis expressed 49 (gene SPMIP11). The coding region runs from base 1798 to 2193 and encodes 131 amino acids. The transcript is spliced from 4 exons. NCBI's taxonomy places the organism in Eukaryota, Metazoa, Chordata, Mammalia, Perissodactyla, Equidae. The record is from RefSeq and is a predicted model, not a curated record.